Molecule: messenger RNA, 336 nt
Organism: Ambispora leptoticha
Lineage: Eukaryota; Fungi; Glomeromycota; Glomeromycetes; Archaeosporales; Ambisporaceae
Source: the annotation of a GenBank genome assembly
UCCCGACCUUUGCCACCAUCUCUGAAGCAUAUUCCAGCCACAUAUAAUGUGUAUUUUGAUCCAGAAUUGGCAUUUUACAUGGACGACUUCCCAAGACGACGACAUACAAGUAUAGGAUACAUUAUCGCUAGCAAUGCUGUCGGCAUAACAAUUUACGCGGCACAACCACAAGCCACGAUCCACUACUUUCGUCCUAAUGACUUCACCUUUCUUUUUGGAGAUGUUUUCAAUGAUUCUCAUAUUUUCUAUUCGAGGAUUGAACAAGUAAUAAACGAAAAAUUAACUUCUACCGAGAAGAAAUUAAAGGCAACCGAAGCUGACAAAGAAAGGACCUAG